Ziziphus jujuba (common jujube) is the source of this 2893-nucleotide messenger RNA. RefSeq names its product probable DNA helicase MCM8. Gene Ontology annotation, molecular function: single-stranded DNA binding; ATP binding; ATP hydrolysis activity. The transcript has 17 exons. The record is from RefSeq and is a predicted model, not a curated record. Lineage: Eukaryota; Viridiplantae; Streptophyta; Magnoliopsida; Rosales; Rhamnaceae. Gene Ontology annotation, cellular component: nucleus; MCM complex. The coding region runs from base 476 to 2575 and encodes 699 amino acids.
AUAGCUACAACCCUUUGGCGCGCUCUAUACAUUCAUAUUUCAGCGAAAGGUCUCAGAGCCAAAAAGCCCCAAUUGUUUUUUUUCUCCCUCCAAAAAUAUCAAACGCAGAGGCUAUCUCUGGCUCCUGUAUUCCGAUGUACGGAUAUAACGGAAAGAGCAUGGACAUGGAGGAGGAGGAGGUGGAGUACGGCUCCUCCACAUACAUCGCCGACAUGGGCGACGUGUGGUCAAUGUACUUGUCCCAAAUCGAGCUCGCCGAUGAAGAACUCUGUCUCAAGUUCAUACCUCUUCUUUUUGGCUUCUUUUCCACGCCUCCAGGCCAAGCUCUACUUUCUCAGCUUUUCUGAAUGAUCAGAUUAAGGAUGAUGGUGGGGUAUUCACGUUGUCGAUUGACUUCGAACGGUUUCGAAAAAUUUGUGAAAUUGAGGAAUUUUAUGCAUUUUUGGAAGAUAAACCCAAGAUAGCUCUCUUAUGCAUGAGUGCUGCAGUGCACAAGGUCUUGUUGACCGAAAAGGACGACAAGUUGGUAGAUGGUACCAAAGUAAAUAUCCGUCUUCAUAACCACCCUGAAUCUUUGAUUGUUUUGAAGAACCUAAAAGCAGCAUAUAUUGACAAGCUCGUAUCUGUUCGUGGGACUGUAGUAAAAGUUAGCACCGUCAGGCCCCUAGUGGUGGAAAUGGGUUUUGACUGUGCAAAGUGUAAGACAAUGAUUCCAAGAAUCUUUCCUGAUGGGAAAUUUUCACCACCACCGGUCUGCAAUUUUGCUGGAUGCAAGAGCAAAAACUUUAAUCCAAUUCGAUCAACUGCACGAACUAUAGACUUUCAAAAGAUAAGGCUACAGGAACUAUUAAAGUCAGAUGAUCAUGAAGAAGGCCGGGUACCUCGAACAGUAGAAUGUGAACUGACUGAAGACCUUGUUGAUGCAUGCAUCCCUGGAGAUGUGGUGACUGUUACUGGAAUAAUAAGAGUAAUUAACAAUUACAUAGAUAUUGGAGGAGGGAAAUCAAAAAGCAAAAGUCAAGGAUUUUACUAUUUGUAUUUAGAGGCCAUUUCAAUUAAGAACUCCAAAUCACAAUCUACACAAGAGGAUUUGCAAGAUUCUAAUUCCAAUGCUAGACCUACAGAGCUUUUUGAUUUAUUCUCGUUUUCCUCAAGAGAUUUAGAAUUUGUUGUUAAGUUUUCAGAGGAGUACGGUUCAGAUACCUUCAGGCAACUACUUCAGUCUGUUUGUCCAUCCAUCUAUGGCCAUGAGCUUGUUAAAGCGGGAAUAACAUUAGCACUAUUUGGAGGUGUAAGAAAACAUUCAAAUGAUAACAACAAGGUUCCAGUUAGAGGAGACAUCCAUGUCAUGGUUGUUGGUGAUCCUGGUCUAGGAAAGAGCCAGCUACUGCAAGCAGCUGCAGCUGUUUCUCCAAGAGGCAUUUAUGUGUGUGGUAAUGCUACAACCAAAGCUGGCCUCACUGUGGCUGUUGUGAAGGAUCCUAUGACAAGUGAUUAUGGUUUUGAGGCUGGUGCCAUGGUACUUGCAGACAGUGGACUGUGCUGCAUUGAUGAGUUUGAUAAAAUGUCUGCAGAGCAUCAGGCACUACUUGAAGCCAUGGAGCAACAAUGUGUCUCUAUAGCUAAGGCUGGACUUAUAGCAAGUUUGUCAGCCCGUACUUCUGUCCUAGCAGCAGCAAAUCCUGUUGGUGGCCAUUAUAACCGUGCAAAAACAGUGAAUGAGAAUUUGAAAAUUAGUGCUGCUCUCCUCUCUCGAUUUGACUUGGUAUUCAUCCUACUUGACAAACCUGAUGAACUUCUCGAUAAACGAGUUUCAGAGCACAUCAUGUCACUCCAUACUGGCUACGGAGAACCUUCACCAGCACCCAAAAAGCAGCGAAGCGCAUCACAGAGUACUGGAGACAUAGAUACGGGUACAGAAAAUGGUUCUUUAGUUUCAAGGAUGAGAUUAGAUCCAAAAAAGGAUAGUGAUUUUGCUCCAUUACCUGUUCAGCUACUCCGCAAAUAUAUUGCUUAUGCAAGAGCAUUUGUUUUUCCAAGGAUGUCAAAGCCAGCAGCUGACAUCCUACAGAAGUUCUACUUGCAACUGAGAGACCAUGCUACAUCUGCUGAUUGCACGCCAAUUACAGCAAGGCAGCUUGAGAGUCUGGUGAGGCUGGCAGAAGCUCGAGCUCGGCUAGAUUUAAGGGAAGAAAUAACAGCUCAAGAUGCAAUGGAUGUGGUUGAAAUUAUGAGAGAAUCCCUGUAUGAUAAAUAUGUUGAUGAGCAUGGUUGUGUGGACUUUGGUCGUAGUGGAGGGAUGAGUCAACAAAAAGAAGCGAAGCGGUUUUUAAGUGCCCUCAACAAACAAUCAGAAUUGCAGCAGAAAGAUUGUUUUUCAAUUUCUGAAAUAUACAGUUUGGCAGAUAGGAUUUGCCUAAGAGUUCCCGACAUUGAUACAUUUAUUGAUAAUUUAAACAGUGUUGGUUAUCUGCUCAAGAAAGGGCCAAAGACCUAUCAGAUGCUUUCUGAUGUAGGUACCAUCAUCAUCUUAUUCACGAAGUCAAUCAAGGUCAAAGGGCCCAAGUUAGUGUAGCAGAUAAAGCAAAAACCCCAUUUUCAAUUUUUUUGGGGUUACAAUGGCUCAAGUUCGUGUAGCAGACAAAGCAAAACCUAUUUCAAAUUUUUGACUUACAAUACUUCUGAUGUGUUCCGGCUGGCUGCCCUUCACAUGAAGAGCAAGCUGCUGAUGGGUUUAUGCCAUCUUCUGUAUCACAAUUUGCAACAACAUAUAUGAUGAUAUCCCACCCCAUUUUAUUCACCAAAUGUUCACAGUAUAUAUUUCAUUUUGAAUGCAAACUUCACAGCAUUUUGUAUAGUAAAUACACAAAAUUAUAAAUUUUGUUCUUUUUUU